UCGCCUUCGGCUCCGGUAUCGGACAUUAGAGGACACCCGAAGUGCGCACUAUUUGGAAUCCAGGCGAUGGAUUCCGCAGCGGCCGAGGCUCCGAAUGCAAGUCAAAGAGGAGACUGCUACGUGGCUAGAGAUGCGUUUUACUCGUGCAUGCUCAAGAACAGCGAGAAGGUCGAAGCCUGCAAAAGAGAAGGGAAGGAAUUUCACAGCAAAUGUUUACCUUCAUGGGUGAAACAUUUUGAUAAGAGAAGGGUGUAUGAGAACUAUAAAAAGAAAUUGGAGGAGGCUGGAUAUCAGCCGUUGUCAGGAAACUUCGAGAAAACAGAGUGAGAUGUGGACACAGAUUUUUAUAUUCCAGAUUUUUUCUCCAAAUUAUCAUCACGUUCAAUUAUAAACCGGAGAUUCCAUGUACCGGACAGACGACCAAAACGAC
Molecule: messenger RNA, 430 nt
Organism: Geodia barretti
Lineage: Eukaryota; Metazoa; Porifera; Demospongiae; Tetractinellida; Geodiidae
Source: the annotation of a GenBank genome assembly